Cylindrotheca closterium is the source of this 3636-nucleotide messenger RNA. The record is from the annotation of a GenBank genome assembly. NCBI's taxonomy places the organism in Eukaryota, Bacillariophyta, Bacillariophyceae, Bacillariales, Bacillariaceae.
AUGGGAAUCCAAUCCAAUUUUGCAAGUCCUUCGGAACGGCAGCGGCCUCAGCGAGGCUUCGCUCCAGACCCAAAGUCGAAUGGAAACGACGCCCUAGCAUCCAAAGAAUCACCGUGGGUAAAAGACAGGAGAAUGUAUGCAGAAAAGAAAAGGAAUCAACAACAAUUCAAGAAACGAGUUCGGAGGUUUGAGGCUUCACCAGUUGGAUCUGCGUCCACCACUUCCACUUCUUCGGCUCAUAGCACUCCUUCUCCAACGCAGCACCAGAAAAGUACCAAUCCAUUUGCCGGUCCAUCACCGUUGAAUCAUCGGCUACCUAUGCAGGCAACAAAUACCAAUCCAUUUGCCGGUCCAUCACCAUUGAAUCACCGACCUCUAAUGCAAGCGUCAAAUACACCCACGGCUCGAAGAAACACAAACCCAUUCGAAGAAAGCACCAAUCCAUUCGAGACGAGCACGAAUCCCUUUGAUGCUCCCUCCAACUUGGAGACAAGCUUCACUCCUCAGAUGAGGAAUGUGCGGAGGACGCCCACUGGAGAAAUGAGUGUGGACAGCCUAAACGAAGUAUUGGAAGGGGGUUAUCAGGAAGGGGGUUAUCAGAUGCCAUCUACUUACUCGCUUGCUGAAGAAUCCGAGACAACGACCCUCAGUGAUCAAGCAAUUGAAGCUGCCAAGGCUUUGAAGAAGAGUUUUUAUACGCGAAAGGGCAAUCCUGGUAGCACUCCCCGAAGACCGCAGCCUGCCACCAUUUCAGAAACGGCGCAACAUAAUCCUGAAGUAGCAUUUUCACAGGAUCGUCCCAUGCCAGCACAAUCACGCCCAGCUAAAAGAAGGCCCCGGAUCAAUCGUCCUUUGCAGACACAGAGGCGAACGGGUCCUGUGGAUUUGGAUAUUACCUUGGAUACGGCUGACUUUACAGCGGAUGCUGACAAUUUACAACUACAUGACAUGUGUGAUGCGGCGCAAUCCACGAACGAUGCGACUUGGAGAAAGGCAAUCUUUCUCCUCAGUGUCGAACCGCACAUGGCCAAGAAUAUGGACCCAGUUAGCAAAAUGACGGCGAUGCAUGUUUGUUCGCUAGGUGUGGAGCCACCGCCAAUUUGGAUGACGAGAGCUUUACUCUACACACAUCCCGAGCAAACCCAACAUACGGAUUCGGGAGGCCGAUUACCUCUGCACCUAUUGGCAGCCACAUCCGCAGAUAUUGACACUAUGCAAUUAAUGGUUGAAGAGUAUCCUGCCAGUGUUGGACACAGGGACGACCGAGGGUUCACUCCGUUGCAGCUCAUGUUGAAGAAUGACCAAAUUGUGUUGGCUCUCCAGCAUCUACGAAUUUUACUUGGACAAACAGUGAAGGAAAACGAGGAAGAGCAAUUGGCCCAAAUAAAGUUUCGAAAGGGAGAGCACUUGCACCAGUCACCGGAAGAGCUACAACUACAAAAGAAACAACAGCAGGAGAAGAGACACGAAGUAUUGUUUGCCAACUACCCAGAUGAUGUCCGGAGUUGUCUCAACAAGAUACAACUUUGGAAACAUAGACAAGUUACCAAAGGCUUGUUGUUUCGGCCUACCAAACUAUUUGCCUCUGCUGAUUCGGUGAAUCCCGCUGCCGUUGCGACACCUACGGGAAAACUUUUGCCAUUACAUUUGCUCGUUCGACGAAAGCCACAAGCGGCUCCAUCAAGGCUCGUGUCCAGGCCACCAGGGACGGCUACUGACUUGAUCCGAAUCCUUGUAAAUUCGUAUCCACAGGCGCUGGUAACAACAGAUGCUCAGGCUCGCACUCCUCUCAUGACGGCAAUGAUGCAGACAGACUACCAGCCAAAUCAAGAAAUAAUUGAACUUUUGCUCGGAUUUGGGACGCCUGGUUUCAAUGUGGGUCCAGCGGAAUCACCGGCGGCAAUAGCAGCAAGCCAAACAUUUCAGCUGCCGUUGCAUAUUGCAGCAGAAGAAAUGACAUCCAACUACAAUGUACUGUCCACAAUAUACGAGGCUUACCCGCAGGCUGUCUGUGCACAAGAUGUGCGGGGUCGGACUCCGUUACACUUGGCGUUGCGCAACUUUCGAUCGAUACCUGUUGACGAGCCAACGCUGGCUCUUCUUUUUGAAGAUAAAGUUGCGAGGCUCAAAGACCACGACGGGAAGACUCCUUUUGAUUUGGUUCUACGAAAUCCUGAUUUUCUAAAGCCAUCCAAGUCCAUGAUUCUGCAAGAGUUUUUGGACUCGUCCAUUUUGAGGCCAAAGGACCUUAUGGAGUCGGAGGACUUGCUAUUCAAGUUACGGAGUCUACCACCAUGGAUUCGAAAUCAUGCCUGUGCAGCAAAUCACGUGCAAGAAGUAUUGGUGGAUGAAUUGACGUCUCCUUUUAUCACAUUUUGGAUUCUCUUCAACGGGGCUGUUAUGAUUUCUCUCCUCGUUCUCUUGCGAAUGCUGUUGGAUGCGCCAACAAGUACGCUACUGACUGCAAUCUACGUCGUUUCGUCUCUGCUAUUGGUGAAUCAAGUAAUUUACUGGCUAGAGGCUAUACUUGUUGGCGAAUUCUAUCGACUAUGUGCUUCAAAUCCAUGGAGGUGGAUUGAUGUCUUUUCUGGUUACCUGACGUUGGCCACUGCCUAUCUCAUUGCAGCCGACAUGAGUGCAUUGGAAUCGGUCGUGGGGACAACGACUGGAUUUGUACCGACUGUUGCAGACCCACUGAUUUCCACUAUUGGGUCGAUCGCCACUGGAUUUAUUUGGAUAAGCUUGGUUGGCUAUUUUGUCGAAUGGUGGUGUGGAAUGGCGGUCUUUUUUGGAUCUGCGAUGGAACUGCUUCGAUCCUUGGUUUGGCCUCUUGCUUUGGCAGCGGCGGGAAUUGUCGGCAUGUCGCAAGUGAUGUACACUUUGGACGACUGUGGCCAAGAACAGACUUGCAGUGUAUCCGACACCUACACGACUGUCUAUUGGAUGGUUUUGGGCGAACCUAUUCUGUCGAACGAGGAAUCUUCCACCAACAUGGCAUCUGCCGGGAUGGUUGCAAUGGUGGUAUCAUUUACGCUGCUAUGGAUCUGGUGGAUUCUAUCAGUUGUGGUUGUGGCUGUGACCGAGGCUCGACAAUUGAAUCGUAUACAAAUCGCUCUGAAAUGGUACUGGGAACCAAAGAUCGCCUUGACUGUAUUGUCUGGGGGAAGACGCAAAGCAUACAAGAAGAAGAUUAGAGCGAAGCCUUCCUUUGUUCGGCGGUCAAGCGAAGACAUGGGACGAAUAUGGCACGUUUUCGUUGCUUCGUUCCGUGGGGAUGUAAUCAGAGACAAGCAACGAGACACGUACUGGUAUAGCUGUUUCAACAAACCUGGGGUCAUUCAUUUUACUAGGCUGCUGGCAGUCAUUGUCGUUCCAGUUUGGUUGGUCUUGGGUUCAGCAAGUUUGGGUCUACUCUGGCCACCACAAGUGCGACGUUGGUUGUUUUCUACAAAUAUUGUCAAAAGCAGAGGGGUAAGACAAUCUUCUUUUGAAGAGCAGCUGACAGCUUCCAAGCUGUCAAGUUUAAAGGGCGAAUUAUUGGCAUUUCAAUCGACUACCUCCCAGCAAACGCACAUGACACAGAAGGAUAUCCAAGAAAUCAAAGAUCUUCUAUACGCAGCCAUGGGUCAACAGUAA